AGUCUUCCCUCUCAAUUCCACAUAUACAUUUUUUUUUGCAACUUCUACGUGCCAAAACUCAUGCCACUAUUUUCCUAUAUAGGCAAGAGACUAGAACAACUUUGUAGUUGUUCAUGUUUUUGUCGAUUCACAUGGUUUCAUCUUCGUGGAAAUCGAUUUUCAUUAGAAUUGUUCUAUUUUCUCUUUAUUUCGUCAUUAGGAUUUCUUGUCCUGCAUUCAUUAGAUACAAAUUCUAACACUUUCAUCCCUAAGAACUUGGACCUAUUCUUCAUGUCAGUCUCAGCCGCUACCGUUUCUAGCAUGUCAACUAUAGAAAUGGAGGUUUUCUCUAAUUCACAACUUGUCAUUUUGACAAUUCUUAUGUUUAUUGGUGGUGAGGUUUUCCUUUCAAUGAUUGCACUCUACAUUCGUAAGUUCUUUCUAAAGGUUUCUCCUAAAGAUGGUAACAAACUUGAUCCUUCUAUAAGUUACAUCAACAAACAAUCUUGCUUUGAAGAUAAUAUGGAGCUAAAUUACAUAACAAUCAGUGACUUAAAAAGUUCAAAAGCUAAUAGUUUUUGUUGUGAAACUGUCUCUACAUCAUCCGAUGUCGAUAUGGAAGAUUUGAAGUACAAAUCCUUCAAGUUUUUGUGCCUUGUAGUAUUCUUGUACCUAGUAUUAGUCCAAUUUUUGGGUGUGGUCUCAGUUUUGAUAUACUUAAAUGUCAUUUCUAGUGCCAAAAAUGUACUCAAGCAAAAGGGUCUAAAUGCACUCAUUUUCUCCAUCUUUACCAUAGUUUCAACCUUUGCUAAUUGUGGCUUUGUUCCAACUAAGGAAAACAUGAUUCCUUUCAUCAAAAAUUCUGGUUUGUUGUUAAUUCUCAUUCCUCAAGUCCUUUUAGGCAACACUUUGUACCCUCCUUUUUUAAGGUUUUCGAUAUGGGUCAUUGGAAAAUUCACUAACAAGGCCGAAACUAGCUACUUGUUAAAGAACUCUAAAUUAGUUGGUUACCAUCAUCUUCUUUCUUACAUACAUUCGUCCCUUCUUGUGAUCACGGUCUUAGCUAUUAUCUUGGUGCAAUUUGUUCUGUUUUCGUCCAUGGAGUGGAAUUCUGUCUCUUUGGAAGGCCUAAAUGUCUACCAAAAAUUUGUUGGAAGUUUGUUUCAGACAGUGAACACACGACACACCGGUGAAUCAAUAGUUGACCUCUCCACGGUCAGCGCUGCUGUAUUGGUUUUGUUCGUCGUAAUGAUGUAUCUUCCACCAUAUACCACUUUCCUACCAAUAGCGGAAGAGAGUUGUGAACAAGGGAGUAAAAUAAGCAGCAAAGUUAAAGAGAACUUAAUCUUCUCACAACUCUCAUAUUUGACGAUCUUCAUCAUACUUGUUUGCAUAACAGAGAGGAAACACAUGGUUAAAGAUCCUCUCAACUUCAAUGUUUUGAACAUUGUGAUUGAAGUCAUAAGUGCAUAUGGAAACGUCGGAUUCUCAACAGGCUAUAGCUGCGAUCGCCGGCUAUAUCGAGAUGGAAACUGUGAAAACAAGUGGUAUGGUUUUUCAGGAAAAUGGAGUGAUCAAGGAAAGCUAGUGUUGAUUGUCGUUAUGAUUUUUGGUAGGUUGAAAAAGUUUAACUUGAACGGAGGCAAGGCAUGGAAACUCUUAUGACAAGCAAUUAUGUAACUUUGUGUCCUCUAACUAUAUGAUUGUGUACAAAUAAAAUGAAUAUGUUAUGUGUGUGAUACAUUAUUCAUUGUUUAGGUUGGAAUUAUUGUUAAUACUGAAUAAUGAAUUGGCCUUUUUCUUGACUUCAUUUUUCA
Messenger RNA from Erigeron canadensis, 1796 nucleotides. RefSeq names its product sodium transporter HKT1-like. The transcript is spliced from 3 exons. Lineage: Eukaryota; Viridiplantae; Streptophyta; Magnoliopsida; Asterales; Asteraceae. Gene Ontology annotation, biological process: monoatomic cation transport; transmembrane transport. Gene Ontology annotation, molecular function: monoatomic cation transmembrane transporter activity. Gene Ontology annotation, cellular component: plasma membrane. The record is from RefSeq and is a predicted model, not a curated record. The coding region runs from base 61 to 1644 and encodes 527 amino acids.